AUGAGGACACAGGUGCGGUGUACUGGGGAACGGAGCGGGUGUAGCCGAUGCAGCAAUCUGCAGAGCGAGUGUAUCUAUGCAAUCUCGCGGGUUGGAAAGGUCCCAGGAAUUCGCGCGCGCGGGAACAGGGCGUCUACCCAGACCAUCCAUGACGCUGGGCUGCGUUCGGAGAGCCCUAGUGAUACUCAUCAUCGCCUCCCGAACUCCCGGAAGCCAGAGGAAACUGGGGAUCAGGACAUGCGAGACACUCGGCGGCCUGAAGUGGAGACUCCGCAUCAUUCAAGGUCGGAUCGAAUCCCGGAGGCUGGCCCCGAACUUCUCUCGCCCCCGUCGACGGGGCUGUAUGCUGAUUUAUGUGAUGCCAACACUGAUAAGCCUGCUGAUGCCUUUGAGUGUGCGGACCUGUUUAUCCUCCCCAGCCAACUGCUGGCAUCUGACCAUGAACCGCAUCAAUCUCUUCAACAUCUCAAUCAUGGUAGUCAAAGGCAGUCGACCUUAGACUCUUUCCACAAAACGACCCCGCCAGCCUCGAUUCCCGCUCUACCAGACCUCGACCUUCAUACUCACGACUUGCACCAGAUGGAUCUUCCGCUGAGCUCUCUCGAUAAUUGUUCCACCGGACGUCGCGCAGUAGGCUCGCCCUCUUACAUGCAUCACUCCACCCUAGGCUUUCCAGCAUCAACCUCCUAUGCCGAGCCCGUCGCCCAGUUGGCGUUCGAGAGCGACUGCGGCCGUGGUCAUAGUUACCAGAGUCGAACAAUACUGACGUGCAAUCGCCUCGUGGAAUUCCUAGAGCACCGCAUCCAGCGCGGAGUCGUCGCGCUGGACGUCGUCAUGCACACCAACAAGAUGACGCUGGGCGAGAUCUCGCGAAUGUUGGGCCAAGGGGCGCACAGGGAGCAGCUCAAUUGCGCGAUGCUGCUGCUCAUUGCCGUCGAACAGAUCGUGACUCUGUUCGAGCGCAGUGUGCGGCAGGGCUGGGCUGCCGACCGCGGAAGUGGCGAGAUCGGGGCCCGAGAGCUCGAGGAGGCGAUGCCGGGGACCGGUGCUGACGGCGGCAAUAUGCUGCCGCAUCUCCGAUUUGGGCUGUUCCAAAUCAGCCAGGACGAGCAGCGGGCGCUUCGAUCGUAUUUACUGCAGCGCGAGCUGCAGAGGUGUCAGUAG
Messenger RNA from Aspergillus pseudoviridinutans, 1164 nucleotides. RefSeq lists its product as uncharacterized. NCBI's taxonomy places the organism in Eukaryota, Fungi, Ascomycota, Eurotiomycetes, Eurotiales, Aspergillaceae. The transcript has a single exon. Bases 1 to 1164 code for a protein of 387 amino acids. The record is from RefSeq and is a predicted model, not a curated record.